Messenger RNA from Cavia porcellus (domestic guinea pig), 3039 nucleotides. It is a transcript of the gene Rabl6, whose product is annotated as RAB, member RAS oncogene family like 6. Bases 244 to 2466 code for a protein of 740 amino acids. Lineage: Eukaryota; Metazoa; Chordata; Mammalia; Rodentia; Caviidae. Gene Ontology annotation, cellular component: nucleus; cytosol. The transcript is spliced from 15 exons. Gene Ontology annotation, molecular function: GTP binding. The record is from RefSeq and is a predicted model, not a curated record.
AGAUGGCGGAGCUAAGGAGUGGACGGCUGUCGUGCUGGGGCUCGCGGGGACCGGAGCACAGCUGCCGCGGCUGAGGCCCCCACCGCCGUUCGGGGUUCAGCCUACCGCUGCGACCUCGACCUGUGGCUGCACAGGUUCCGAUUUCGGAGCAGUCCGUGCUGCCGGGUCAUGCUGCAAAACAAGCCGCUCCGCCGCCACCGUUGAGCUCGCGGGCCGCGCCUGGCGCGGACGUACACCGAGAAGAUGUUCUCCGCGCUGAAGAAGCUGGUGGGAUCAGAGCAGGCCCCGGGCCGGGACAAGAACAUCCCCGCUGGGCUGCAGUCCAUGAACCAAGCGCUGCAGAGGCGCUUUGCCAAGGGGGUGCAGUACAACAUGAAAAUUGUGAUCCGGGGAGACAGGAACACUGGCAAGACUGCGCUAUGGCACCGGCUGCAGGGCAAAAAGUUUGUGGAGGAGUACAUCCCCACACAGGAGAUCCAGGUCACCAGCAUCCACUGGAGUUACAAGACCACAGAUGAUGUAGUGAAAGUUGAAGUCUGGGAUGUGGUGGACAAAGGGAAAUGCAAAAAGCGAAAUGAUGGCCUGAAGACGGAGAACGACCCCCAGGAGGCGGAGUCCGAAAUGGCCCUUGAUGCCGAGUUCCUAGACGUGUACAAGAACUGUAAUGGGGUGGUCAUGAUGUUCGACAUCACCAAGCAGUGGACCUUCAACUACAUCCUCCGAGAGCUUCCCAAAGUGCCCACCCACGUGCCAGUGUGCGUGCUGGGCAACUACCGUGAUAUGGGCGAGCACCGCGUCAUCCUGCCCGAUGAUGUGCGUGAUUUCAUCGACCACCUAAACAGACCGCCAGGCUCCUCCUACUUCCGGUACGCAGAGUCUUCCAUGAAGAAUAGCUUCGGCCUGAAGUACCUGCAUAAGUUCUUCAACAUCCCAUUCCUGCAGCUACAGCGGGAGACACUGCUGCGCCAGCUCGAGACCAACCAGCUGGACAUCGAUGCCACACUGGAGGAGCUGUCGGUGCAGCAGGAGACAGAGGACCAGAACUACAGCAUCUUCCUGGAAAUGAUGGAGGCCCGGAGCCGCGGCCACACGUCCCCGCUGGCUGCCAAUGGCCAGAGCCCAUCCUCAGGCUCCCAGUCGCCAAUUGUGCCUCCAAGCACUGUCUCCACAGGGAGCUCCAGCCCCAGCACGCCCCAACCCACCCCCCAGCUGCCCCUCAGUACCCCCUCGGUCUGCCCCCCUGCUCCUUCUGCCUCCCCUGUACCCUUGGUAGAGGCUCCGCCCCAGCCUGUGCAGCCCUCAGCCCCACCUCAGCGACGCAGCAUCAUCUCCCGGCUGUUUGGGACCUCCCCUGUGGUGGACACGCCCUCCCCACCUUCAGAGCCAGCCCCAGCGGCAGAGGCACCAACAAGGGUCCAGAACGUGGAGGACUUUGUUCCUGAAGAUGGCCUUGACCACAGCUUCCUGGAGGACACUGCUCAGUCUAAGAAUGAAAAGGUUGGAGCCAGGGCCACGCAGCAGGACAGUGACAGCGAUGGGGAGGCCCUGGCUGGGAACCCAAUGGUGGCAGGUUUCCAGGAUGAUGUGGACCCGGAGGACCAGCCUUGCAGCAGGCCCCCACUGCCCUCAGGCCCCGUCCCCAGUAAAGAUGUCAGUCUCUCAAGUGAGGAGGAGGUGACCAGUCACCCCAGCACCCCCAGCACAGCUGCCCUGGCUUCCCAACAGUGCUCAGAGCUGGAGACAAAAUGUCUGUCCUUGUCACCAAGGUCUUCCACCAAGGCCAUGCGGCUGCAGAAAAAGACGGCACCCACACGAGCUGUGGCACACCCCCAGCCAAGCUCGGGGUCUGGGCAGCCUACCAGCACCCAGCGCCCGAUGGAGGAUGCCUCGAGAAGACCUGCAGAGGGGAAGGAGGCGCUGGCCUCGUCAUCGGAGAGUGACCCCGAGGGGCCCAUUGCUGCACAGAUGCUGUCUUUCGUCAUGGAUGACCCAGACUUUGAGAGCGAGGAGUCUGACAAGCAGCACCGAGUGGACGAGUUCCCCACAAGAGAGGACCCCUCUGAUAUGAGUGAGGAGGACACCAGGCUUGCCCAGCUCUCCCUGCCUGUAGCAGCCCCGCCCUCCGUCACCUCCUUCAGACCAAAGAAUGACUCUGAUCUCUUCGGGCUGGGGCUAGAAGAGACAGCCCCGAAGGACAGCAGUGAUGAAGAGAAGGACGGCAAGGUUGCCUCCAGGGAGAAGAAGAAGAAGAAGAAGAAAGGGAAAGAGGAAGAAGAAAAGGCGGCGAAGAAGAAGAGCAAACACAAGAAGAGCAAGGGCAAGCAGGAGGGCGAAGAGGGGCGACGAAGGAAACGGAGGCCAUCCCGCAGCCAGGAGCAGAAGGCUGCAGAUGAGCUGGAGGCCUUCCUGGGGGGCGGGCCCCCCGCCAGCCGCCACCCAGGGGGUGGGGACUAUGAGGAGCUCUAGGCCUGCCCUGUUGACCUCCCUGGGGAACUGAGGAGGCCACCACCAGCACCUGGCCCCAGGACCACUCCCCCCCACCACCACCUGCAUCCAUGGCUGGCCCUGCCUCCAGUUCCUGCCGGAGGAGGCGCUGGGCCUCAGGCCCAUGUGGGCCUGCCAUUCGGGGAAGAAGGGGACAACAGGGCUGCUGCUGACUGGGUGGAUGCCUGGCCCUCUCCAGGCAGGGCCAAGACCAGCCCCAGCAUUUCUCAGGGAUGUCACAGGCCGAGGAAGGACCCUCGAGGGUCGUUUACAGAGGCAGGGCAAGGGGCUGCCCAGCUAUUAGAACAUCACUCCCCAUCCACCCCUGCUUGCCCUCCCAGGCUGUGUGAGGCCCCAGCAUGCCACAGGCCCUGCUUCUGCUGCCAGGCGCGGGCCGGAGUGCAGUGGCCCCUGCCCUGCGUGUGCCUGGGCCCCGUGCCAGGUCAGGCUGGCAGGAGCAGAGCAGCAGCCACAGCCUCUCAUGGGAGUGGGGCUGGGCAGGAGGCGCUGCCUCUUCACUCCACUCGACCAUAAAGCUCUCGGGUUUUACUGCUG